AUGUCCUCUUUCAGUGUCUGCUGGCUUCUCUUCCUCCUCCUCCUCCCAAUUUUGACGUUGUAUCCAUCUUGUUGGGCCAGUUCCAACUCCAUCACCCUCUCCCUCACCACCCAAUACCAUUAUCACCACUCUGAAAACAGCAGCCCCCUCAGCGUCGUGGCCUACGCGUCCAUUCAAAGGGCCCGACACCUAAAACGUUCCACCUCCGCCACUACGCUAGUCUACCCCGUCAGCAUUGGCUGUCACAUCACCACCCUCGGAUUUGGAACCCCGGCGCAGCCCCUGGACUUCAUACUGGACACCGGAAGUGGCCUCGUCUGGUUCCCGUGCGGGCCCAACUACAACUGCACCGCUUGCAAUAACGUCACCAACAUCCCCACCUUCAACCCAAAAUUAUCAUCGUCCUCAAAAAACGCCAGCUGCAUCUCCCCCCAACUGAAACGGAUCGAUCCCCAUUUUCGACCAUGCACGUCCUGCUGGCAACAUCCCACCCACAACUGCUCCAAAAAAUACAUACACUACGAAUACGGAUACGGUGAGGGAAGCACGAGAGGGCAACUUAUGUUGGAGUCUUUAACCCUCUCGGCAGCUGGGAACAAUAUUAAUGUGCCCAACCUUCUUGUAGGGUGCUCCAAUUCCUCGGACAAUGUGUCACUUUAUGGCAUAGCAGGGUUCGGGCGCAGCCGCAUGUCCCUGCCGGCGCAGUUGGGGCUCAAAAGUUUCUCCUACUGCCUCGUCUCUCACAAAUAUGAUGACAACAAGAGAAUCCACAGUCCUUUGGUCCUUAACUGGGGGGAUGGAAGGCAUGUGAAUGUGAUGAACCACACUCCCUUUGCCAACACCACAAAUAUAUCCACUUUUCCUCAAUUCCAAGAAUUCUAUUACGUCAGCCUAUUGGAGAUCCACGUCGGCUGUGUCAAAGUCAACGUUUCGAGCACAGACCUUGUGGCAAAUGCCGACGGCAGUGGCGGCACGUUCGUGGAUUCCGGCACCACCUUAACUGUCAUGGAGAAAUCGGUGUUUGAUCCAAUCGCGCAUGAGCUUGACAAGCAAUUAUUAGGAAAGAGGUACACUCGGUCAAAAGAGGAGGAAGCGGCGACUGGAUUGGGGCUGUGUUAUAGUGUUCCUUGCAAGGCUAACAUAUCUGAUUUGCCAGCUUUAACUUUUGUUUUCGCUGGCUCAGUCCAGAUGGUUAUGCCCUUUGAAAAUUCCUUUAUUUAUAAUACGACGUCGGCUGCGAUUUGCUCGACCAUGAUCUCGUAUGGUGAUUUAGGUAUACCUUAUGAUGGACCUGCGAUAAUCUUGGGUAAUUACAUGCAGCAGAAUUUUCAAAUGGAGUUCGACUUGCACAAUAAUCAGCUUGGUUUCUACCACACCGAUUGCACGCAUGGGAUCAGUUAUUCGCUUGCAUGUGAUCACGAAUCCAACAGUCAUUUCAGCAUUGUUUCCUUUGACUUUGCCACUGAAGAAUUCUCGUUGUCUCCAUGGCGACAUGUAAACGAUGAGCGUUUUUGGCCUAAUGGGUUCUGCCUGAUAGAAUAUGAGGGGUUGCUCGAGUUUAUGUAUUGGCCACCAUUUGAUCUUUGCAGGGAGGCUCUUGAUCGCGAUGUAUAA
This is a messenger RNA of Striga asiatica, 1614 nucleotides long. The record is from the annotation of a GenBank genome assembly. NCBI's taxonomy places the organism in Eukaryota, Viridiplantae, Streptophyta, Magnoliopsida, Lamiales, Orobanchaceae.